Molecule: messenger RNA, 1173 nt
Organism: Striga hermonthica
Lineage: Eukaryota; Viridiplantae; Streptophyta; Magnoliopsida; Lamiales; Orobanchaceae
Source: the annotation of a GenBank genome assembly
AUGGUGACUCCGAACAAUAUACCGCCGGAAAACAUCGCCGCCGGCGAAGAACAAUCGCAACAGCACACCAUGGAGCAAAAGGGUCUUUCCGACCACAAUAAGUCGGAGUACGAGCUCACGAGAGAAGAAAGGAUAAAGGAAAAUCGAGAGAGAAUGCAGAAGCUAGGGCUUGUCGACCUUUCCCUUAAACUCAAUGCUCUCAAGACCCCUCCGAAGCGAGCUUAUCAGAGAAAAAAUCCAGCGGCUCAGUCUCCUUUGCCUCCUUCUGGCCCCAUCCGGCGCUCGUCCAGGCUACAUAACUCAACUCCUGUUAGCUACUGUGAAGUGCGUGUGACGGAGAAAGAAAAGCCCUUACAUAGCAAGGACUUUCUGAGAGAAGAAGGCUCGAAACCUGAACUUUACACUGAAGAACACGAAAAAUUGCUCGGAACCUGUGAAAAGAGUUGGACUCUUUUUGUCGAUGGAUAUGGGAAAGAUGGGAAGCGAAUUUAUGAUCCGGUUAAGGGGAAAACGUGCCAUCAAUGCAGGCAAAAAACUCUAGGUCACCGUACGAACUGCAGCAAAUGCAGCAUGGUUCAAGGGCAGUUCUGUGGCGAUUGCUUAUACAUGAGAUAUGGGGAGAAUGUGCUCGAAGCCAAUGAAAAUCCAAACUGGGUUUGUCCAGUUUGCCGUGGGAUUUGCAACUGCAGUUUGUGCCGGCAGGCAAAAGGGUGGGCCCCAACCGGGAUUCUUUACCGAAAGAUUUCAAGCGUUGGUUACAAAUCCGUGGCGCAUUAUCUCAUCCAAACGCGUCGUUCGGACACUGCUUCAGACAAAAAUGCAGUCGUCACAUCAGCAAAGAGGUCUCUUCCCUUUUCAGAGAUUGAGGAAACUAAAGUCGAAAAUGACCUUAACACAAAGGUUGACUUUUUGGUCACUCGUGAGCCAGAGGAGACUGGCACAGAGAUGAAAAUUACCGUAGAGCCCUUGAAUGAUCAUCAGCCUUUGCUAACCGAGCCCAACGAAUGCCUUAAAGAUAAAGUACCUAAAUCUCUUGAGAAAAAAUGCAAGGAUAUUGAAAUCGAGGAUGAUCUUUCUGAACGCGAAAAAAGUGCACAAAGUGGAGAUAAAUCCUAUAAGCUUGCUGAUGUGGACAGUAUUGCCAGUCGACUGAAAAUGCGAAGAAGGGCUUAA